AUGGAGUACGUGAAGGAAAGGGACGACAAGGUGCACAAGGAGCUCCACCUGCUCCGGUCUGGCUCCUGCGAGUGGCGUGUCAAGCGGCCUGUGAUCAGCUGGUACGCCGACGCCGGUGAAUGUAUGGACGACAUGGCGUCCUCGUGGCGAAACAACUUGGUUAUACCCGUCGGCAACCAGCUGCUCUUCUGGGUCGACUUGGCGCGCGGCCUCCUCUUCUCCGACGACGUGUUCGACGAGAGCCCCAGCCUGUGGUACAAGCCGCUCCCCGAGGAUGCCGAUCUCAGCCUGCGGAGUGUGUGUGUCACCGCCGACGGCUGCACGAUAAAGUUCGUCAACGUCUUUCCCCGUUGCUGCUGCGGUGGCGCCGGCAAAUCCAAGUGCCGUGCUUCUCACCAUGCCUACGCCAUCCACACCUGGACGCUGAGGAUGGACGUCGACAUUGCCUGGGUGAUGGACGGCAGUCUCGACGCCACCCAGCUCUGGGCCCUCGACGGCUACAAGGGCCUCCCACGCGUCGAGCUGGACAGCCCCGUCAUGAGCAUGGACAAAACCGAUGCCAUCUGCUUCGUGGUGUGCGAGAGACAUCAAGAAAAACAUGGCGACGAGACAAUGUGGUGGAUCAUGGUCGAUAUGAAGAGCAAGACGCUUGGAUCGGUCUUUCGCUACCCCGAAGGGCGGAGGUGCAGUAGAUGGGGCCGUCCCUUGCCCAGCAGAGUCUCCAAAUACUUCAACUCUAAACCAAGCACGGGCCAGCCAGGUCCAGCUGCACAAACAGAAGCUAUGCUAAACUUGAGGAAGAGAAGGAUCAAUAAUAAGCUGCAAGCAAUCAACAGCACUAUGCAGGCAGCUUCACCUUCACCGGAUACGGCGAUCUUGACCGCUCUUCAAGAGAUACCUAGCUUGGAUCGUGAUGAAUUGCUGAAAGCCUAUCGGAUUCCUACACAUGACGAUAGUGGACGCCGGUUCAGAGCUCUUAUAGGGCUGCCAAUGGAUUUGAGGAAGGAUUGUGUGCUGAUGGAGAUCAAAGCCAGUGAAGCUUGUGUUUUGUGCUCUGCAUGCUCAGCAGACCUGCAAAUAAAAGAAUGA
This is a messenger RNA of Miscanthus lutarioriparius, 1089 nucleotides long. Lineage: Eukaryota; Viridiplantae; Streptophyta; Magnoliopsida; Poales; Poaceae. The record is from the annotation of a GenBank genome assembly.